AUGCGUUCUCUCAUCUUCCAGGCGUGGAAUCCGCCGAUUCUUCGUGUACUAGUUACCUCUUGUGGCAGCAAUCCAGCCCGCCCGAACAGUCAGCUUCCUGCUGGAGCGGGACUAUCAAGCAGUAGUGCUCUUGUCGUCGCUGCAGCACUAGCAACGAUGAGGGCGUCCGGACUAAGCAUCGACAGGGUAAGGAAAACAUGCUAA
Protopolystoma xenopodis is the source of this 204-nucleotide messenger RNA. Lineage: Eukaryota; Metazoa; Platyhelminthes; Monogenea; Polystomatidea; Polystomatidae. The record is from the annotation of a GenBank genome assembly.